Molecule: messenger RNA, 834 nt
Organism: Soboliphyme baturini
Lineage: Eukaryota; Metazoa; Nematoda; Enoplea; Dioctophymatida; Soboliphymatidae
Source: the annotation of a GenBank genome assembly
AUGUUUUCAAUUUCUCUCUUUUAUAUUGCAGGCUCUUAUGGUUCGUCUUCGAGAUCAUCCAAGUGGAAUACUGGAAACGUAGUUCGACACAAAAGGAACGACUUUCCUGUCGACAGCAUUUCAACACUUUGCACUCAAUACCGAGGUCACUUUGCAGCCCAGUGUUAUGGUUGCAAACCAAAGAAUGGACAGACGCACAUCGAGGCUUUCUGUCGCAACUAUCACUCGCAGUGCAACCGAAUUCCUUGUCUGAACACCUCUGGCAGGCCUUCGCUCAAACCCGGGGCUAUCGCCACUACGACCGAGAUUCCGUGGCCACCUAACGCGAACAACAGCAGGGUCGUCUGGCGGCUAUGCGAGAAGUACAAGUACGCAUUUCGAGUCAUCUGCCGUGGAUACGAAGUCCAGGAUUUGCGUCCGUACUGCAACACGUACCGCGUGUACUGCCUCAACGUCAAGCCAUUUCCGAUCAUCGAGGCGAACAUCGGUUUCAGCGAGCUGUGGGGCAUCUCCGGCAUUCCCUACUACCCGUUCAACAACGAGGGCUUGAUAAUGGCCGGAAGCCGCGAAAUUCACGAUUUCGGCGACUGGGGAUAUUCGAGCUCCAAGGUCAGUGGCAUACUGGACUUCUUAGCGGCCACCGGUGGAGACAAUGCCAACUGGCAGAGCGGCAGCGGGGGCAUCGCCAGCGGCAUUCCACUCGCCGGCUUCGGCUCGGAAACCACCGGCAUCAUGUCGAGUAUUUUCAGACCAAGAUACGCGAAGCUGAUCAUGGAUUUUGUGAAUGAAAUGGUCGAGGCAGGCAUCAUUUUGCGAAUGCCGUGGCUCCCUUGA